AUGAUACAUAACAUUAGGUAUGAAGCUACAUUUAUCAACGACAUCGUUAAGGGAAUCGUUAAGGGAAUCUUAAGCGUCCCAUCUUGGCAUGUGGCUGCACACCCAGUUGGAAUUGAAUCUCAUGUAGAAGAUGUGGAAAGGCUUUUAGAUGUUGGUGGGAAUGGUCGUCGCAUGGUUGGGAUAUGGGGGACAUCUGGAAUAGGCAAGACAACAAUUGCAAAAGCUAUAUGGAAUGCAAUUGCCCAUGAGUUUGAAGGAAGUUGUUUCUUGCCAAAUGUCAGGGAAAAUUCAAUGCCACAUGGAGGCUUAAUCAAGCUACAGAAGACUCUUCUUCAUAAGUAUCUAGGCAACAAGUUGAAAAUUCAGAGUGUUGAUGAAGGAAUCGGUGUUAUAAAAGAACGGCUGAGGCAUAAAAAGAUUCUAUUAAUUCUUGACGAUGUGGACCACUUGGAGCAGUUAGAAAACUUGGCUGGAGAUGAUUGGUUUGGUGAGGGUAGUAGAGUAAUCAUUACUACAAAAAAUAGGGGAUUGCUAGAAAAUCAUGGGAUUGAGUUGAUAUACAAGGUGAAGAAGUUAGAUUACAACCAAGCUCUUGAGCUUUUCAGUUGGUUCUCAUCUUCGUAA
Messenger RNA from Prunus dulcis (almond), 624 nucleotides. Its product is annotated as TMV resistance protein N-like. Gene Ontology annotation, biological process: defense response. Gene Ontology annotation, molecular function: ADP binding; ATP hydrolysis activity. The record is from RefSeq and is a predicted model, not a curated record. The coding region runs from base 1 to 624 and encodes 207 amino acids. The transcript is spliced from 3 exons. Lineage: Eukaryota; Viridiplantae; Streptophyta; Magnoliopsida; Rosales; Rosaceae.